GCCCCGGGUGUCCGGUGACCCUUUCCCUCCGCUUCUGUCCCGUCCCCUCUCGCGGGCGGCGGUGUGAGCGCGUCAUGGCCGCCUCGAAGCCCGUGGAGGCGGCGGGCGGCGGCGGCGGCGGCGCGGGGCUGUCUCGCUGGCAGCUGGCGUUGGUUCUGGGGGCACCUAUUCUGCUGGGCGCUGGCGCGCUCUACCUGUGGGGACGGCGCACGGCCCGCCGCGGCGGCAAGGGCGCGAGCGAGCGGAAGACCCCUGAGGGGCGGGCGAGCCCCGGGCCCUGCGGCGGCGGGCAGCCCGAUGGGCCCGGCCACGAGGAGACGAGCCCUCUUGAUAGAGCCCAAGCUGCUAAGAACAAAGGGAACAAAUAUUUUAAAGCCGGAAAGUAUGAGCAAGCUAUUCAGUGUUAUACUGAGGCUAUCAGCCUGUGUCCUCCUGAGAAAAACCUUGAUCUUUCUACCUUCUAUCAAAAUAGAGCUGCUGCAUAUGAACAACUGCAAAAAUGGACAGAGGUGGCACAAGACUGCACGAAGGCUGUUGAGCUUAAUCCUAAAUAUGUAAAAGCUCUCUUCAGACGUGCAAAAGCUCAUGAGAAGCUAGACAAUAAGAAGGAAUGUUUAGAAGAUGUCACUGCAGUCUGCAUUUUAGAAGCUUUCCAAAACCAGCAGAGUAUGUUAUUAGCUGAUAAAGUUCUUAAACUUCUUGGAAAAGAAAAGGCCAAAGAGAAAUAUAAGAAUCGUGAGCCUCUGAUGCCCUCACCACAGUUCAUUAAAUCCUACUUCAGUUCUUUCACAGAUGAUAUAAUUUCCCAACCUUUGCUUAAGGGCGAGAAAUCAGAUGAAGAUAAGGAUAAGGAGGGAGAGGCUUCUGAAGUAAAAGAAAACUCUGGCUAUUUAAGAGCAAAACAAUAUAUGGAAGAAGAGAACUAUGACAAAAUUAUCAGUGAAAGCACAAAAGAAAUUGAAGCAAAAGGAAAAUACAUGGCAGAAGCUUUGCUUCUGCGAGCUACUUUCUACUUACUUAUUGGCAAUGCAAAUGCUGCCAAACCAGACCUAGAUCAGGUCAUCAGCAUGGAAGAUGCAAAUGUGAAGCUCCGAGCUAAUGCUCUGAUCAAACGAGGAAGUAUGUAUAUGCAGCAGCAACAACCUGUGUUGUCCACUCAGGAUUUCAACAUGGCUGCUGAUAUUGAUCCUCAGAAUGCAGAUGUUUACCACCAUCGAGGACAACUGAAAAUCCUGCUUGACCAAAUUGAAGAAGCUGUGGAAGACUUUGAUGAAUGUAUCCGAUUGCGACCUGAUUCUGCCUUGGCUCAAGCACAGAAGUGUUUCGCUCUGUAUCGCCAGGCUUAUACAGGAAGUAACGCUUUGCCUGUGCAAGUAGCCAUGAAGGGCUUCGAAGAUGUCAUUAAAAAAUUCCCAAAGUGUGCUGAAGGUUAUGCACUCUAUGCUCAGGCACUAACUGAUCAACAGCAGUUUGGCAAGGCUGAUGAAAUGUAUGAUAAAUGCAUUGACCUUGAGCCAGACAAUGCCACUACAUAUGUUCAUAAAGGUUUACUUCAGCUCCAGUGGAAGCAAGAUUUAGACAAAGGGUUAGAACUCAUAAGCAAGGCAAUUGAAAUCGAUAACAAAUGUGAUUUUGCAUAUGAAACCAUGGGAACUAUUGAAGUGCAAAGGGGUAAUCUGGAUAAAGCCAUUGAAAUGUUUAACAAAGCUAUCAACCUGGCCAAAUCUGAAAUGGAGAUGGCCCACCUCUACUCACUCUGUGAUGCUGCCUAUGCCCAGACAGAAGUUGCAAAGAAGUAUGGAUUGAAACCACCAACACUGUAAAGAAACAAGGAGGAAAUGACCUUCUAAAGUGAAGUUGCCCACUUCAGUCAUCCCUAAAGAUGCUGUUGGAGACCAUGUUGAAUGGUGGAAUUUAGUUUUUUCCUGUUUGUGGUGUUGUCAUUUGCUACAUCUGUUAAAUGUUUAGGUGUUGUGGGAUUGGUUGUUCAAGGAAGUAUGCAGUGUUGCAUCUUGUUCUUUCUCCAGUAAAAACCUUAAGGUGUGUUAAGGGAAAUGAAGUUGCAGGGGAACAAAAGGAAGAUACUUUGGCCAUGCAAAUAAAAACUUCACACUGGUUCAUUUUGGGUGAUUAUGUUGUGGGCAAUUUUUGCUUUAUCAACCAAUAUAACAGCAUGUUGGGGUUUUUCCUGUUGAUUUUAAGGGUAAUACUAGUCAGUGCUGUAAAAUAGGUUUCUUUUUUAUAUGCCGUUAAUCUUUGAGGGUUGAUUUUAAUUUUGCAAAAAGGAAAAAAAUAACUUUCAAACUGUUUAAUAAUAGGGUUUUUUUAAGUCAGAUGUGGAGAGAAUCCCUGUAAAUAUAUGCAGGCAUGCACAAUCUUCCCUUAAAGCCCCUCCCACCUUCUGCACACCUUACUUAGAAAUAGUCCUGUGGCAGCUAUUAGGGAAUUAAUUUGAUAGUCCUUAUGCUCACCCCAGAAAGCCCUAUCAUACUAUCUUGGAGAGCAAGUAAAUUGAUUGGCUUUGGAAAGAGGUCAGGUAACAGUGCUCCAGUGCAGGUUUUACUGGAAGAAAGGCCUUGUUUCUGUGCUGCGGUCCUUACUUGAAUGUCACAGGAAAUUGUUCUGGAGGGUUCAGAGGGACUUCAAAGAACAGAAAGCACUGCUGGGUGUAUUGCUCCCAAGGUAAGGUCUUGCUCGCAUAUAAUCUUUGUUAUCUCUGAUGCUUCUGCUCAAAUGUAACAGCUAAUCCACUGAAUACUCUUCAGGCUAGAGACUGCAGUGUUCUGAUCUGCUCCUUAUAACAGAUCCUUUGCGGGAUUAAAUGAGAUAAGGAUCAAAGCAUAGGCUAAAACUUCAAAUAAUGGAUCUAGAAUCUGUACUGGUUUUCUUGUUCCUUAGGCUCUGUCUUGUCCAAGAUGACAAAUACUGUAGAGAGGAAGCACCUGUUAUGCAAGUGGCAGAUCAGGAAAUCAUUAAAUACCAGUAUAAACUGUUUCCCUCCAGCUGGGAACUUCACAGAGGGCUCUCCUGCUUUGGGUUGAUCUUUGAAUCUGUGGAAGCCAGUCAGUCCAUCUCACCUCUCCAUGGAUUGAUGUGGUGGGAUCAACCUAAUGCCAGUACUUAACUGAUGUAGCUUAAUUUAUUAUACGCUAAUUUGGGCUUCUUUCCAUCCUUAAAUUGUCUGUUUGCUUGUGCUGAAUUGGCUACUGUAUUUCAGCUUUUAAAGAAAUGAAUCAUGCUGUGGUCAAACUAUUGUUCUUUAGUUGUGCCACCACAUAGCAGCAGCUUGACCUUGCUUUCUCCCAGCAACUACAAUGAGAAUUCAAAUGGUGGAGAGUAGACAUAAAGAUUUAAUCAUUAUAUUUUAACUAGCUCAGUAGGUGAUCUGAAAUCAUAGCACUGGUGUAGAAUUGAAGUCAGUGGAAGGUACUGGCAGCUUCUAAGGACACUUCACAUAAUGAGUGUCAGCUCUCUUCUGGAACUUCCAACCUCUGCACUGAUGACCUGAGAAUAAAAAUACGCCAGACUGACUUGUGUCCUCCUGAGGAGUUUUUAUUCGCAUGGCCUUACUUACAUUGUCAUUUUUCCUCCUCACCCCACCUGUACCCCAUUACUUACCCCACCCAAUCAAUUAAGGGAAAAAAGCAUGUGCUGUUGAACACUAGCAUUCCAAAUCAUCACAGACUUUUGCCUGUUCUUGAACUAGUUUGAAACUGCACUGAAAGGGUGCAUUGUCUGUAUUUUUUUUUGUAAAUGAUAUAUUACCUGUAAACUGAAAAAAAUAAAUAUUACCUUCAACUA
Messenger RNA from Melopsittacus undulatus (budgerigar), 3801 nucleotides. It is a transcript of the gene TOMM70, whose product is annotated as translocase of outer mitochondrial membrane 70. Gene Ontology annotation, cellular component: mitochondrial outer membrane. Lineage: Eukaryota; Metazoa; Chordata; Aves; Psittaciformes; Psittaculidae. Gene Ontology annotation, biological process: protein import into mitochondrial matrix; protein insertion into mitochondrial inner membrane. Gene Ontology annotation, molecular function: transmembrane protein transporter activity; protein binding. The record is from RefSeq and is a predicted model, not a curated record. Bases 75 to 1823 code for a protein of 582 amino acids. The transcript is spliced from 12 exons.